CGGGUUGGCAGUGCCACUUCGUUGCUCGUCGCAUUCAGUCCGCAUUGGCAGCGUCGCAUUUCGUCAGCGGUGGGGCUCACAAACGCGCGACGAGGUUAACGACAGCCCAGACAUAGACCCAGACCCCAGACCCCAUCUCUAAACGAAACCCUAACAUUUCAAACCAAACGUUAACUGUUAAACGACUAGGCACGUAGCGUAGCUGGCGGUCGGACUGAUCUAACCGAGGAGCAGUCAAUAGUAAACACUAACAGUGAAUCCCAGCUACAACAGCUGCAACAGCAACAAUAGCGCGUUUUUCACAUAGCUGAAGAUGAUGUGCAACUGCUUAUGAACCCAAUCCAUCCAACAAGAAAUAAACAAAGCUAUUUAAAUCUAUGCCGCGAGCCAGCUGCAGAGCGAGUGUGAGAAAAUGAACAGCAACAUACAAGCAAAUUAAGCAGCAGCAACACGAAAAAAAAUACAGUAAGGAAACCCGACAACAGCAACAGCAACAGCAGCAGCAGCAGGAAGAGCCGACGGGACUAAUUGAGGCAAGGAAAAACGGGCAAUAUCAGCGAGCAUAUUGUGCAGGUAAUGGUCGAAUUAAGGCAACAUGCUGUGCGGCAGCAACACGACAGCAACAGCCACAGCCAGAGCCAGAGCCACAGCAACAGCAACAGCUGCAACAAUAAUACAAAGCUCAACUGUAGAAACAGGCAGCUGAUGCGCGGCAGCAACAGAACAAAAGUUAAGCUGAAAUGUAGACCAAGCACAACAGCAACAUCAGCAGCAACAGCCACAGUAACAGCGACUGCGACAGAGGUAACAACAGCAACAGCGACAUCAGCAACAGCAACAGCACCAGCAACAGAGAGCAAAAAGAGUUUCAUUGCAACGGCAGCAACAACAACAACUGCAAUUGCUGCCAAUGCUCAUAUCAAUGCAGCAAUGGAUAUAACCUACAACAACUGUAACAACAACAACUGCAACACUGCCAACAGGAAUAGCAAACACAAUAGCAAUACUAGUAGCUGCCCAGCAGCAACACGCACCAGCAACACCUGCUGUUGGUCGACAAAGAUGUGGCUGGCAUUGCCGCUGCUAAUGUGCAUGCUCUGUGCUUGCCCCCACACCGAUGCUCUGCGGCUGACCAACGGCGGCAACAGCCUGAGCAAGGGCGUCGGCGCCAACAAGGAGCAGCUGAACAUCGGCCUGAUUGCGCCGCACACGAAUUUCGGCAAGCGCGAAUAUUUGCGCAGCAUCAACAAUGCGGUCACCGGGCUGACGAAGACUCGCGGCGCCAAGCUCACCUUCCUCAAGGACUACUCCUUCGAGCAGAAGAACAUACAUUUCGACAUGAUGUCCUUGACGCCAAGCCCAACUGCCAUUUUGAGCACACUGUGCAAGGAGUUUCUGCGCGUCAAUGUCUCGGCCAUUCUGUACAUGAUGAACAACGAGCAGUUCGGCCACAGCACCGCCUCGGCGCAGUAUUUUCUGCAGCUGGCCGGCUACCUGGGCAUACCCGUGAUCUCGUGGAAUGCGGACAACUCGGGACUGGAGCGGCGAGCCUCGCAGUCGACGCUGCAGCUGCAGCUGGCGCCGAGCAUCGAGCAUCAGAGCGCGGCCAUGUUGAGCAUACUGGAGCGGUACAAGUGGCAUCAGUUCUCAGUGGUCACCUCGCAGAUCGCCGGCCACGACGACUUUGUGCAGGCGGUGCGCGAGCGCGUGGCCGAGAUGCAGGAGCACUUCAAGUUCACGAUUCUCAAUUCGAUUGUGGUGACGCGAACAAGCGAUCUAAUGGAGCUGGUGAACAGCGAGGCGCGCGUCAUGCUGCUCUACGCAACCCAGACGGAGGCAAUCACCAUACUGCGAGCCGCCGAGGAGAUGAAGCUGACCGGCGAGAACUACGUGUGGGUAGUUAGCCAGUCGGUGAUUGAGAAGAAGGACGCGCACUCCCAAUUUCCCGUCGGCAUGCUGGGCGUCCACUUCGACACGAGCAGCGCCGCGCUAAUGAACGAGAUAUCCAAUGCCAUCAAGAUUUAUAGCUAUGGCGUCGAGGCGUACCUAACAGAUCCAGCGAACCGCGACCGCCGCCUGACCACACAGUCGCUCUCCUGCGAGGACGAGGGUCGCGGCCGCUGGGACAACGGCGAAAUCUUUUUCAAGUACUUGCGCAACGUGUCCAUCGAGGGCGAUCUGAACAAGCCAAACAUUGAGUUCACUGCCGACGGCGAUCUCAAAUCUGCCGAGCUCAAGAUCAUGAACCUGCGGCCCAGCGCCAACAAUAAGAAUCUCGUCUGGGAGGAGAUCGGUGUGUGGAAGUCGUGGGAGACGCAGAAGCUCGAUAUUCGGGACAUCGCUUGGCCAGGUAACUCGCACGCUCCGCCGCAAGGUGUGCCCGAGAAAUUCCAUUUAAAGAUCACAUUCCUCGAGGAGGCACCCUAUAUCAAUCUGUCACCCGCCGAUCCAGUCAGCGGCAAAUGCUUGAUGGACCGCGGUGUGCUGUGCCGUGUGGCGGCCGACCAUGAAAUGGCCGCCGACAUCGAUGUGGGUCAAGCACACCGCAACGAGUCCUUCUAUCAAUGCUGCAGCGGCUUUUGCAUUGAUCUACUCGAAAAGUUUGCCGAAGAAUUGGGCUUCACCUACGAGCUGGUACGGGUUGAAGAUGGUAAAUGGGGUACACUUGAGAAUGGUAAAUGGAAUGGUUUGAUUGCCGACUUGGUUAACCGCAAGACGGACAUGGUACUCACAUCUCUCAUGAUCAACACCGAGCGCGAAGCAGUUGUCGAUUUCAGUGAGCCGUUCAUGGAAACUGGCAUUGCCAUUGUUGUGGCCAAACGAACGGGCAUCAUAUCGCCUACGGCCUUUCUGGAGCCCUUCGACACGGCCUCCUGGAUGCUGGUGGGUAUCGUCGCCAUUCAAGCAGCCACAUUUAUGAUUUUCCUGUUCGAGUGGCUGUCGCCCAGCGGCUACGACAUGAAGCUCUACCUACAAAACACGAACGUCACGCCCUAUCGGUUCUCGCUGUUCCGCACGUACUGGCUAGUCUGGGCGGUGCUCUUCCAGGCCGCCGUCCACGUGGACUCGCCGCGCGGCUUCACCUCGCGCUUCAUGACCAAUGUCUGGGCUCUGUUCGCUGUUGUCUUCCUUGCCAUCUACACUGCCAACCUGGCGGCCUUCAUGAUAACCAGAGAGGAGUUCCAUGAGUUCAGUGGACUCAACGACAGCCGCUUGGUGCAUCCGUACUCGCACAAGCCUUCGUUCAAGUUCGGCACCAUACCCUACAGCCACACGGACUCUACCAUACACAAGUACUUUAAGGACAUGCACUACUACAUGAAGCAGUACAAUAAGACGAGUGUGGCCGAUGGCGUCGCCGCCGUACUCAAUGGCAACCUGGACUCGUUCAUCUACGAUGGCACCGUGCUGGAUUACUUGGUUGCCCAGGAUGAGGACUGUCGCCUAAUGACUGUGGGUAGCUGGUACGCAAUGACAGGCUAUGGCUUAGCUUUUAGCCGCAAUUCCAAGUACGUACAGAUGUUCAAUAAACGGCUGCUGGAAUUCCGGGCCAAUGGAGACUUGGAGCGUUUGCGUCGCUACUGGAUGACAGGCACCUGUCGGCCGGGCAAGCAGGAGCACAAGUCCUCCGAUCCGCUGGCACUCGAGCAGUUCUUGUCCGCCUUCUUGCUGCUAAUGGCUGGCAUUCUACUGGCCGCGCUGCUGCUGCUGCUCGAGCACGUCUAUUUCAAGUACAUACGCAAACGUUUGGCCAAAAAGGAUGGCGGUCAUUGCUGUGCCCUCAUCUCGCUAUCCAUGGGCAAGUCACUCACCUUCCGCGGAGCCGUUUACGAGGCAACAGAGAUCCUAAAAAAGCAUCGCUGCAACGAUCCCAUUUGCGACACGCACCUGUGGAAGGUCAAGCACGAGCUGGACAUGUCCCGCCUUCGCGUGCGCCAGCUGGAAAAGGUCAUGGACAAGCACGGCAUCAAAGCGCCGCAGUUAAGGCUAGCCUCGUCGUCGGAUCUGCUCAACCAUCACCAUCUGAAGGAACGUCCGCCCCUGCUGGGAAACCUCAGCUUGGCUGCCAGCGCACAAGAUCUAUACAGGUGGUCUUACAAGACGGAAAUCGCUGAAAUGGAGACGGUGCUGUGAAGUGUUUACCAGGCAUCAUUUCCACUGUUUUCUCUAGCCACUUCGAUCCAAAUACUACAGUAAAUAAGUUCAGCGAAACCCACAUCCAUCCUAGCCUAAACCAAACAGAGCUGCCAACUGAUGAAGCACCAGUCAUCGUCAAAACCCAAACGAAACUAAUUUACAUAUGAUGUAAUCAAUCCACAUCAAGCAUAGCCAGAAAAGAGCGGAAGAAACUCAAGCAAUAAUUUAAUUGAAUGCCAAAUUCUAGGCAUUGCCACUAGGACAGUUGGUUCGUCAAUCAUCGUCAAUCACAGUCAAGUAAAACUCUUGUAAUUACAACAAAAUAAAACAUUUUUUUUUAUAUCUAACUUAAAAACUAAAC
Molecule: messenger RNA, 4498 nt
Organism: Drosophila navojoa
Lineage: Eukaryota; Metazoa; Arthropoda; Insecta; Diptera; Drosophilidae
Gene: Nmdar2
Product: glutamate ionotropic receptor NMDA type subunit 2
Biological process (GO): monoatomic ion transport
Cellular component (GO): membrane
Molecular function (GO): signaling receptor activity; ligand-gated monoatomic ion channel activity
Source: RefSeq, a predicted model, not a curated record